UACCCUCCCGUGAGAACACACGACACGUCGUUUCCGAAUGUCUCUGCUACGCUGAUGGUUCGGGGGCUUAGGGUUUAUCAGUCACCAGACGACAACCUCCGCAACUUUCCGUCGCAUUAAAGAACCGCCAAUGGAGCCCUCUGCCAAUCCCGACCCUCCCUCGCUCGACCCUGCCGCCGAGGCCCCGCGAUCGCCGCCGCCCCAGCAAGAACCCGACCCCAAGAAGCCCAAGAUGUCCUCCACCGCCACCACCUCCGACGACGACGAGGAAGCCGCCGCCGUCGCCGCCGCGGACGCCGACGACACCAGCAGGAAGCCAAGGUACAAGCGCCGCAAGGUCGCCAUCUUCUUCGCGUACUGCGGCGUCGGCUACCAGGGCAUGCAGAAGAACCCGGGAGCCAAGACCAUCGAGGGCGACCUCGAGGAAGCCCUCUUCCACUCCGGCGCCGUCCCCGAGGCCGACCGCGGCCGCCCCAAGCGCUACGACUGGGCCCGCUCGGCCCGCACCGACAAGGGCGUGAGCGCCGCGGGUCAGGUCGUCUCCGGGCGGUUCUACAUCGACCCGCCCGGGCUCGUCGACCGGCUCAACUCCAACCUCGCCUCCCAGAUUCGGAUCUUCGGGUACAAGAGGGCGACGUCGUCGUUCAAUGCCAAGAAGUUCUGCGACCGGCGCAGGUACGUGUAUUUGAUCCCGGUGUUUGCGCUUGAUCCGAGCACGCACCGCGACAGGGAGAGCGUGGCGGCUAGUCUGUGGUCUGGGAAUGAGCUCGUCAAGUGCUUGGAGUGUUCGGAGAGAGGGCGGAAGGUUGUUGGGGUGAUGGGUAAGCGCAAUUUCCAGUUAAGGGGAUGGGUCGAUGAUGUGAAUGGGUGUGGGGAGGUCACUAAUGACUCCGAUGAGGCCAAAGUUGAGUCGGGCAUUACGUCGAACGACUGCUGUGGAGUCAGUGAUGUGAAUGGGUCUGGGGAGGUCACUAUUGACUCCGAUGAGACCAAAGUCGAGUCGGGCAUUACGUCGAACGACUGCUGUGCAGUCGUGGGAACUGAAGUUAAAGAGGGUAUUGUUGAUUCCUCGAGCAAUGGCAUUGAUGAUAAAUCCAAUUCCAAUGUCAUCAACAAGGUAGACACUUCCAGUGUGGUGGACAAUGUAGUAUCUGCGGACACCGCACCUGCUGAUUUGGAUACUAGUUCAGUGGUUAAAUUAGACGGCGAAAUUGCAGAGACUAUAGUACAUGGGGAGGAGAAACCAGUGACAGGAAGUGGGUAUUGUUAUGGAGAGGAGGAGAAGGAGAGGUUCAAUAGAAUUUUGUGGUAUUAUGUGGGAACUCACAAUUUCCACAACUUCACCACCAGAACAAAAGCCGAGGAUCCCUCGGCACGACGAUACAUUAUUUCUUUCGACGCGAAUGCUGUAGUCACCGUUGAAGGUAUCGAAUUUGUCAAGUGUGAGGUCAUGGGUCAGAGUUUCAUGCUUCAUCAGAUACGGAAAAUGAUGGGACUUGCGGUGGCAAUCAUGAGGAAUUGUGCUCCGGAGACGCUGAUUGCGAAUGCUUUGCAGAAGGACGUUAAAAUCAACGUGCCAACAGCUCCUGAAGUUGGCCUAUACCUGGACGAGUGCUUCUUCACAUCAUAUAAUAACAAAUGGAAGGAUAGCCAUGAAGAGCUCUCCAUGAAAGACUAUGAGAAAGAGGCAGAAGACUUCAAAAUGAAAUACAUAUACUCCCAUAUAGGCUUGACAGAGCGCAAAGAAGGAGUUGUGGCUCUCUGGUUGCAUUCCUUGAAUUAUCGGAACUAUCCUGAUUUACGUGCUGGUGAUAAGCAAGAAUUGACAGAAAAUAAGAGCAGUGAAUAAGGGACAUGGAUGUGGACGUGGUGAAAUUCAUUUGUUCAACGUGUCAGGAUGCUUCUCGUCGAGAUGCUCUUGCCACUCAGUUUUGCCAUACACAUUCAGGUGACUUUGGUAUUUGAUCCUGACACUUAUCCUAUGUAAGGCUCUUGUUACUUAGAAUAGUUUGGAAACCUAAAAAUCAGAUUAAGCUUGUGCGAUUUUGCGAAAUUCUACAUCUUUCCUAUGUAUGCUCCGCAGUGGCAUGAGAAGCAGGCAAGUCAGCUGCAAUCACGUUUUUUCUGUGCCAUUUCUUUAAGCCAAACAUGUCAUUUAAUCGUGUCUAUCUUGAGAUCGAGACAUCUAUGAACGGCCGGAGCUCUUUGUGCAUCGAUUGCAUUGCAUCUAGGUUUGUAAUUUGUCAUUGAGGGUCUGGGGGAGGGGCUGAAGACUGACCUUGACAACGAUGUUUUUGGUGAUGCCAAUUUCAUAUUGUAACCAGAGGGCAUUCAUAUAGUGACUAAACUCCACUCACUGACAUUAUGUUCAUAUUGGUAUUGUUUUCUGUUAUCGCAA
Syzygium oleosum is the source of this 2398-nucleotide messenger RNA. RefSeq lists its product as uncharacterized. Gene Ontology annotation, molecular function: RNA binding; pseudouridine synthase activity. Lineage: Eukaryota; Viridiplantae; Streptophyta; Magnoliopsida; Myrtales; Myrtaceae. Gene Ontology annotation, cellular component: nucleus. The record is from RefSeq and is a predicted model, not a curated record. The transcript is spliced from 2 exons. The coding region runs from base 131 to 1849 and encodes 572 amino acids. Gene Ontology annotation, biological process: tRNA pseudouridine synthesis; mRNA pseudouridine synthesis.